ACUGACCCACCAUGUACUACCUCAACUUGAGACUCGUAUAAAUAUCUCUAGAUCCCUUCAAUCCCUCAACCUCAUCAGCAUACACAUACACAGCAUACACAACCCCAGAAACCGCAUCACAAUGUCCGCCCCAAACACACAACCUUACCAUCUCCCCCCGGACGCAGUCUGGUUCAUAACCGGCUGCUCCUCCGGAAUCGGCCACGCCCUAGCACAGCACAUCACCACCCACCACCCCACAAACCGCCUCGUCGCAACAGCCCGCAACCCUUCCACCCUCUCCACCCUCCCAACGACACCCAACAUCCUCAAACUCCCCCUCGACGUCACCUCCACCACCUCAAUCGAAUCCAGCAUCCGCGAAACGCUAACCAAAUACCACCGCAUCGAUGUCCUCGUCAACAACGCCGGGUACACUCUCGUCGGGGACACCGAAGUAGCAGAAGACGGGGAGUCGCGGGCCCUCUUCGACACGAAUUUCUGGGGUAUGGUGGAUACCACGAAGCGAGUAUUGGGGAUUAUGCGCGAGGGAAAGGGUGGAGUUGUCCUGAAUGUUAGUUCUUUGGGUGGCUUUGUGGGGUUCCCGGGCAGUGCGUUUUAUCAUGCGAGUAAGUUUGCGAUGGAGGGGUGGACGGAGGCCGUUGCGAAGGAGUUGCCGGGGAGUUGGAAUGUUCAUCUGUGCAAUAUCGAGCCUGGGGGCGUCAAAACCAAUUACGCGACUACGAGUCUGAAAUCGAUGGCCAAAGGGAGACAUCCUGCUUAUGCGGAUCCGACUUAUCCUACUAGUGUCUUGUUGGAAUAUAAGAGCAAAGAGGAGAAUCGACGGUUGUGGGCGGAGCCGGAUGCGAUUGCGGCGGCGAUUUAUCGGCUUGUUAGUCGUGGAGAAAGGAUUCCUAUACGGGUGCCGUUGGGAGCUGAUGCGCGAGGAAUGAUUUUGAUGGAUUUGGAGGGGGUGAAGAGGGAUUUGGAGGAGUUGGAGGAAUUGAGUCUCAGUGUUGGGAAUGCGGAGCAGUUGGAUUCGAUUGCAUUUUUGAGGAAGGAGUAGUUGGGAUUUGGUGUUUGUAUUUAUAGUAUCGCCAGGUCUUGGAUGUAUGUAUAAGAGCUCGUCGAUUAUGCGGGCUUAUUUAGUAUGAUAGCUAUUUUACCACCUAGUCACCUAAUCGACAUUCAAUACGGC
Aspergillus sclerotioniger CBS 115572 is the source of this 1177-nucleotide messenger RNA. Its product is annotated as SDR family oxidoreductase. Lineage: Eukaryota; Fungi; Ascomycota; Eurotiomycetes; Eurotiales; Aspergillaceae. The transcript is spliced from 3 exons. Bases 122 to 1045 code for a protein of 307 amino acids. The record is from RefSeq and is a predicted model, not a curated record.